Messenger RNA from Cuscuta epithymum, 1196 nucleotides. The record is from the annotation of a GenBank genome assembly. Lineage: Eukaryota; Viridiplantae; Streptophyta; Magnoliopsida; Solanales; Convolvulaceae.
CGGUUGUUAAAUUAUUACGAUGUAAUUGACCAAUUGAACUACAAUCCCCGUCAAAUAAGGAAUCCAGCCAAUUUUUAUUUUUUAUUUUUUGUGACUUAAGUGAUGAAUUCCAAUAAUAAAAAUGACUGUGACCGUUUUCACAAAAACAAACCCAUACAAAGUUCUUUUCACAAGUUUCAGAUCUUCAGGGUCUACGUAUUCCUUGUCAACAUUAACAUCAUCUAUAUAUCAUACUCUGUAGGUGUUUAAUAAGCCAGUAUGGGAAAGAACAACACUCGACGGAUGCAUGAUAUGUGAUGGCACAUCAUUAAUAGUUGGGAAACUAUCAAAUUAACCUCUUAACUCUUCAAAAAAAUCAAUUAAGCCCCCCUACUGAAAAUUCAAUCAAUUAUACUCUCAAACCCAUUAAAAAUUGUCAAAUUCUCUUUUUAGCCGGUAAUGAAUAAGUUGCCGGGAUGCUUUGUACACAUGGCGACACGUGGAUUUUUCAAUUUGUUUUCCAUUUUUUUCUUUACCCUUUCUCUUUUCUUUUUCCCCUUUCCUCCACCUUCUUUCUCCUUCACACUGCGUUCCACCCUUUCUUCCAAUCCCCCACCCACCCUUUCUUCUUCCCCUUUCUUCUUUCUUGGGACACCAAUCAGUCUUUGGCCGAUGACGGAGUCGGAAAGAAACCUAGAUCGUCGGAAAUGCUCAAGUACCCCUCACAAGCCGGUCAUCUCUUUCCGCGAGUCCAUCGCACCUAGUUCUACGUUGAAGCUUCUGGGUUAGCAACACAAGUUGGCGUCGGCGUCAACGCUCCAUGAAACCUCCAGAUCGAUUCUAGAUCCGUAGAUUCAAUUUGGCCAUCUUAUAAUCGGCGGCAGAGAAGAGGCGCAGGGAGGAGGGCGAAUUGAGCCUAGGGAACGACUAACAGAGAAAUAGGGGGAAGAAGAGAAUGGGGAAAGAAAGAAGAAAGAAAGCAGGGAGAAGCUGCAGGGAGUAGCGCAAGAAAGAAGGUAGGGAAUAAGAAAGAGAAGAGGAAAGAAAAAGAAAAAGUAAAUGAAAAAAUGCCACCUCACACGCCACAUAUGCAAUUCAACAGGGAAUGGAAAUGAUACCUGUUAAAAAGCGAAUUUGACAUUUUAUAAUGGGUUGGAGGGUUUAAUUGAGUGAACUUUCGAUAUGAGGGUUUAAUUGAUUUUUUUAAAAAGUUGAGG